GGGGCCGCCGCCGCCGCCGGGCGCAGCAGGCAGAGGGAAGGCAGGGAGCGGAGCUGCCGCCGCCGUUGCUGCCGCCGAGGGCCGGGGCCUUGGACGCGUCCGGUGAAGAGCGCAGGAGGAGAAGGAACGGGAAGCGGGGGGAGCCAGCCGGCCCCUCUCGGAGGACGCGGCCCGCAUCCGCCCAGGGAAGGGCAGAGGGAAGCGGAGGGGGAGCGAGCGGGCGCCGCCGCCGAGGAGACAAAGAAGCGGAGCCCGCCUGGGCUGGGAGCCUCCCCGCCGCCCGCCCCGCUCCGCUCCCCGCUGGCCGGCCGGAGGCGGCGGUGAAUAUAACUUUGUUGGAGAGUCCUGCCUUUCACUGCUGGGAUCCUUUUAACAGUGUGUCAACGAAGGACUCCAUGAAAGAUGACAGAAGAAGUUAUUGUUAUUGCAAAGUGGGAUUACACUGCACAGCAGGACCAAGAACUUGACAUCAAGAAAAAUGAGCGUCUUUGGCUAUUAGAUGAUUCUAAGACAUGGUGGAGGGUAAGAAACGCGGCCAACAAAACGGGAUAUGUGCCAUCAAAUUAUGUGGAGCGAAAAAACAGCUUGAAGAAAGGUUCUCUGGUUAAAAAUCUAAAAGACACAUUGGGCUUGGGAAAAACCAAGAGAAAGACGAGUGCGAGAGACGCCUCCCCCACUCCCAGCACAGACGCAGAGUACCCUUCCAACGGCAGCAGCGCCGACCGGAUUUACGACCUGAACAUUCCUGCCUACGUGAAAUUUGCCUAUGUUGCCGAGAGGGAGGAUGAGCUGUCCCUCGUUAAAGGGUCCCGAGUGAUUGUCAUGGAGAAGUGCAGCGACGGCUGGUGGAGAGGGAGCUACAAUGGACAGAUCGGCUGGUUCCCAUCGAACUAUGUGGUAGAGGAGGUUGAGGAGGCGACUGCAGAUUCACCCAGCUUUCUCAGCCUUAGGAAAGGCGCUUCCAUGAGUAACGGCCAGGGCACCAAAGUACUCCACAUCGUUCAGACACUGUACCCAUUCAGCUCAGUCACAGAUGAAGAGCUCAAUUUUGAAAAAGGGGAAACGAUGGAAGUCAUUGAAAAGCCAGAAAAUGACCCAGAAUGGUGGAAAUGUAAAAAUUCCAGAGGGCAAAUCGGUCUUGUUCCUAAAAACUAUGUAGUAAUCAUUAGUGAUGGUCCUUCCAUGAACACUUCCCAUCCGCCUCAGAUAAGCUACACGGGACCAUCUUCCACCGGACGAUUUGCUGGAAGAGAGUGGUAUUACGGGAACGUUACCCGGCACCAAGCAGAGUGUGCCCUGAACGAAAGGGGAGUGGAGGGAGAUUUCCUUGUUAGAGACAGUGAAUCUUCGCCCAGUGACUUCUCAGUAUCUCUAAAGGCAUCGGGGAAGAACAAACAUUUCAAGGUGCAGCUCGUGGACAAUGUCUAUUGUAUUGGGCAGCGGCGAUUUAAUACUAUGGAUGAGUUGGUGGAACACUACAAAAAGGCUCCCAUCUUCACCAGUGAACACGGGGAAAAGCUAUAUCUUGUGAAAGCACUUCAGUGACGUUGAAGAUGGACUUGGCCACCUGGGCCUCUUAUAACUUACAAGCCUUAGGUCCUAAAUUCACUUUUAUAGAGCAGAGCAAUAUCUGAAGCAGGCUUAAGGAAUAGGCUCUUUCUAAAGUGUUUGCUCUGUCAGUUGCUGUUUGUCCUUUUUUUUUUUGUUUGCCUCUCUUUGUGUUCCAGUUUUGUUAACCUCUGACCACCUCUCUUCAGGUUGAGAGUUUCCCUUGGGUGGCCAUGGCGAGCACUCACCUUCCCAGCAGAGUUCAAAACGCCCCUCUCCUGUGUACGUUUACAUAGUUAGCUCAGAUCAAGGAGGGGCGUUUUCAAUUCAAAGCAGUGUUAAUCUGUUCAGACUGCUCAUGCAGGCAGAACUCUCCGUUCAGAGACAUCGGGCACAGUUUGAAUGCACUGAAGCUGCAGCUGCUUAAGUGAGAGAGAGUAGACAUAACAGUGUGGCUGUGAGUUCUGUAGCUAUAUUGCUUACCGAGUAGGAUAAUACAAAACCUCCUAGUUCCUAGAAGCACUCUUUACACUGUACUCUGCUGUUACAUUGCCUCUCUGACUCUUCGUAAAGAGUACACUAAUUAAAAGCAUUUUGUAAUAGUACUUCUUAAACUACUAUGGUAAGAUUGUAGUAAAAGAAAACUAGUGUAUUUUGGUCUGUAAUUGCAACAAAGAGAAAUUUUAUUUGAAAGUUGAUUACUAGAGAAGAAUAAUUGAAUUGUAAAGGCUGAAUGUUUCGGUAAUCUACAACCAAAUGUGCCAUCCACAUAAUGCUUUUUCCUCUUGCCCUUCUGCUUGUUUGAAUUAAAUGAUUAUGUAUUUAAUUCUCAAAGUUAUAUGUAUCUGUAGCUGAUUGUUGACACUAAUACAGGAGAUUAAUAAAAACUGAUCUUGGGACAGGGUGGGGCGGGCUACCAACACUAUAUAUAUAUUUGCUUUACAGAAAGAAAUCUUCGGGUUUUACAGAGGAUGGUGUGGUUGGUAGGAAGAGACGCACAGAAUGUUUAUGAAGAAAAUGCAUUUUUCUCUUUUCUUUACAUUUAAACUCCUUUAUGGUUUAAAUAUACAGUCUUUAGAUGGCACAUUCCUGAGAUUGGAGAACGGAUCAUGAGAUUUCAAAAUCUUGCAUACUCAGUUUUUUUGGAUAUUGUAAUAAAAAAGGUAUUACGUCA
Molecule: messenger RNA, 2722 nt
Organism: Passer domesticus (house sparrow)
Lineage: Eukaryota; Metazoa; Chordata; Aves; Passeriformes; Passeridae
Gene: NCK2
Product: NCK adaptor protein 2
Exons: 5
Coding region: 403-1545 (380 amino acids)
Biological process (GO): negative regulation of endoplasmic reticulum stress-induced eIF2 alpha phosphorylation; positive regulation of endoplasmic reticulum stress-induced intrinsic apoptotic signaling pathway; signal transduction
Molecular function (GO): receptor tyrosine kinase binding; signaling adaptor activity
Source: RefSeq, a predicted model, not a curated record